Molecule: messenger RNA, 4413 nt
Organism: Perkinsus marinus ATCC 50983
Lineage: Eukaryota; Perkinsozoa; Perkinsida; Perkinsidae
Exons: 22
Coding region: 7-4413 (1468 amino acids)
Source: RefSeq, a predicted model, not a curated record
AACACUAUGCCUGUCGGAGAUGCAGCGAAGGAGCUGUUUAUGUACAACAGGGAGAAUUGGAAGUUCAACACUGAGCUCCGACAGAAGAACAUUUAUCAACAGCAGAAGAUGCGUGUGAGGCAGGUCGACCUUUACCGUCAGGACCUGCGGGAUCUUUUCGGCCUCACCAUACUAAAAAUGGACAACUACCUGAUAAUGAAUACGAUACUACUGGUGCUGACGAUAGAGAUGUUCUACAAGGGUCGGGCCCCCGAGCUGACUCCAAACUGGCUCUUCUGGCCGUAUGCUAUCACUAUGGGCGCGGCUAUAGUCAAUCUCGCACUGUCUAUAUGGUUAUCACUGCAUGCAUCAGUGUACGCCCAAGUCUUCAGCGUUCGCUCUCUCACACAAUGGCUUCGUUUGCCCGUCCCCAGUGCCCAAGAAGUAGCCGAUGGAGCCGCCCGCCUGAAGGACUUCGAAAGCAACGGAGUGACAUCAUUUCUGCGAGUGCCGGUAAUUUUAGAACAAGUUAGAGAUAAAGCGCACACUGAUCUCCCGGAACCUCUCCGAACUAAGCCGUCGAGUCUUGCCAAUGGAACGCCCGAAAAAGGCGUCCGCGACCUGACAACAGAUUGGGAGGUCUUCCUGGCUCACUUCAACCUCUUUAACUUGAUGCAUGCGAAAUGGCAGGGACACGAGGCGUACUCGAGAGUCACUAUGUGCUGGGGUACCAAUCAGAUGUUAUUCGCCUUUGCCUACUUCACGCUUGCCUUCUACGGCGUCUUCUUCGGAAACAGAAUAGCAGCAUACGCUUUUGUACUCAUCAUGACAUUAUGCUCCUACAUCCAUAUUGGUGUCAAUACUGUGCUCUCCGACCGGGAGAGAAUAGUCAUGAUGACCCUUUCAUUUGGUGCUGUCGUCACACAAAGUGUCGCUGUGGGUUGGCAUGAUAUCAAUGUUAGUAUUCUGCAAACGAGUGAGCGGAGCGAAGUCGUGGUUUUGGUCACCACUCCAGCGGAAAUCUGGAUAGGAAUCAGUGGUGUGGUCCUGUCCAUGUUUUGGCAGGCGUUUUUCAUUUACCUCUGUCAGCGAGAUGCCGAUGGUCUACCGUAUAAGUUCUCUACUGUGUGGUGUAUUGACGUAUUGGGCUUCGGUGUGGAGGCCAUACAGGAGGUUGCCGAGCCGAUGGCCCAGCCUAGACUCAGUGAGAAAGGGCAUUUGAAAUUGCCGAGUAUUCCCAUGGGAGGUCCAUCGAAUGACUAUCGCACUGCGAGGGAUUAUGAUGAAGUAUUGCCGUUCGUGGCAGCAGAGGCGGAUGACGGGUGUCGCGAAUAUGACAUUUCGGAGGAGUUGCGGAGGGCCUGUAGACGAUGUGAGAGGAGCCUUGAUCGCCUCUUUCGUUAUUGGGAUGCUCAGCGACAGGACUUGUCCAAUGAAGAUAAGAGCAAGCUAGACGAGUUGAAGUCACAAUUCGAAGUCCAGCGUAUAGCCUUGGCCGCUGCCCUAGAGGCUGAGCAGGGGCGUGGUGACGCGACGCCGGGCACGCCCUUCAACCCAGUGGGGGGCUGGGUCACUCUGGAGCACGUUACGGAGACAGGGGAAACAUUACCGUAUCAUUUAAACACUGAAACGGGGGAGAUUCAGUGGGAUACGUCUCGGACUCUGGGCUUGCGACGCGGUAUGUCGUUACUACCCGACGAGUUGGCGGAGUUGAUGGCAAGGACUAGAGCGUUGCAAGAAGCGCACAAGGCCCAGGGACUUGACAUUCUGAACGAUCCCAGGACUACUGUUCGACGAGCAAGAAUGCCUUUCAUGUUCACUCGUCUAUUAAAUGUAACUAUUCUGCUGUGCUGGGCAGUAGCAGUCGUGGUCUUGGCCAUCAACACAGUCGAUCCUGAGCUUAUCGCUGAUGGUUUGUUGGAUAUACCCAUCGCGGCUAUUCCUGUUGACAAUCACACUGACGACCACCAUAGGCUUCUCGCUAGGCGGGAAGGAUGGUCUUUGGUGAGGCUGGAAACGGGAGUUAAUUCUGUGGCGCGUGACGGAAAUGUGGUAUAUGUGGCGACACUAUUCUCGGCGUACAUUCUCAAUAAAACCACACUGCACGAGAUCGAUUGUGGUACUUCUGGUGUGACGGUAAUCGAUGACCUCCUAGUGUUGAACGGUGGUGUGUGGGAGCUAUUUAAAUACAACCGUACUAACUACCAAUUCGACUAUGAGCUGAACCAGGAUCGAGUUUAUCACACGCAGAAGAUGCGCGUUGAACAGGUUGACCUUUAUCGUGAGGAUGUAAGAGAUCUUUUCGAGUUGACUAUUGGCAAGAUGGAUACGUAUAUUGUGGUUAAUACACUCACAUUGGGCUUCGUCGUUGGCUUUUUCUAUGAAGGCCGAUUACCUGAGGACGGGACUCCAGCGUGGUUGGUGUGGUUGUGGGGUAUGCAUUUGAUAUGUGCUAUAUUCUUCCUAUUGCUAUCGGUAUGGUUUGCUAUUCAUGCUUCUAUUGUGGCCCAGACGUUUAAGGCGCGUGUGCUCACCCAGUGGAUGCGUCUGCCUAUUCCUGGCGAGGACGAGAUUAACCCUAUAGCUGCUCGGUUGCAGGACUAUGAGACCAGCGGUGUGAAAAGAAUGUUUAGGAUACCAGUUGUUGGCUAUUAUAUCCCCGGCAAGAAGUAUACGACUGGGGUUGAGGCUAAGGAGGCAUUUCCCGCCCAGUUGAAUACGGAAGAUCCAGAUGCGGCGGAGUAUAACGUAUUUGUUGAGCAUUUCUAUCUAUACAAUAAACUACAAGAGCAUUGGAAUGGCUUUGAUGCCUAUGCUAGAGUGUGCAUGGUCCUUGGUGCCAAUCAGUUCCUGCAUGUGAUCAGUUACAUGGGUCUCGCCUACUACAUGGUCCAAUAUCAUUUCUGGGGUACUUGGGUUUUCGUGGUCCUUCCUAUGGCUUUCGCGUUGGCACAUGAGAGGAUGAAUCUACUGCUAAACCCAUGGGAGCAAUUGACGCUAGCUGCUCUACAGAUCAUUGGUCCAUUCCUGGCGGGCCUAUGUGCUAGCUUUACCAUCGGUUACAAUAUGGGUCAGAUUAGUGCCAAUGAGGCUAUCGUCGCUGGCGAGCCGGUGGAUACGAGUUAUGAGACUUACUUGACCGCUGUCAAUUACAUAUCACCGGUAUCGUACAUCAUCCAUAUGCUCUGUAUAGGGUAUUUGAUGUCCAUGGCGGUGGAGCCCGAUGGAUCUUUGCCGACUAAGUUCUCGACGGUUAUCCAGAUUGACGUGCUCGGCCUGAAGAAGGAUGAGGAGGAGGAGGAAGCGAACAAUACGAGUCUUGAAUCAAGGCUGGAUGCAUCUAGGAAGAAGUCUGCUGCUAAGCUCGAGAGGGCGGCCACUGACCUCAUCCCUCAGGCCCCUAUGGUUAAGCAUGCUCAGAGUAUUAGAAAGCUGAAGAGUAGCAGACACAAUAUGGAUUCGUUUGCUAGUGAGGGAUCGCAGAUCUCGCAGGAGGGUGGUGCUAGGAUAACUAGGCAGAAAACUACAUUACCGUUGCAUUAUACGGAGGAGACACAUGAAAGGAUCACAUACGGUACGGAGGAAGGGGCUAGGGUACCUAGAAGUUUAACCCAAGAUGUUAACGAGUUGGCAAGUGGUCGCCCGAUGGGCUUGCUUGCUGGGGAGGGGGAUAAUAAUGAGACUUUUGCUGAGGCGAAUACGAAGGCGAUGACUUUGCCGUGGAGGAGUUUCAAGGCGGGCGCUGGGGUUAUUACGUUGUUGUGGUUGUGGGGAAUUAUAUAUGCGUUUAUCGUUGCCUCGGGUACUACUACUUGGGGGUGGAAUAAUAAGCUUGGGCUGGUUGUGAAGGAGGAGCCGGGGGAGACUGAUGAGGACAAGGAGAUGGCUCAUGCUGGUAUGCCUAGGGAUAGUGAGAAAUUACGACAGCUGCAGGGAUUGAACCUGGGUGUUCGGGUUCAGUUUGAUGGUGAGGGGACUAUAUUCAAUCCGGUGAGCCUCACGCUUGGCCCUGACGACAGUUUGUUGUUCGCCGACAUGCACGGUAACAGCUGGAGUGCGUCUUCGCAGGGUGGGCGAGUGGUAGAGGUGAAUACUGGCCUCGCUAGUAAGGAGGUUGCUGUUGAUGGAGACGGCGUGUAUCGGUAUGAUGCUGGGAAGAAGAUCGGUAGACUCCCUGUGCCCUCGAGGGUCGGGGUGAGCAGUCGCUUGGUAGGGGCGUGUGAGGCUGUGGGGAAGGGCGUUAGGGCAGUUACUAAACGGGGGGAUGUUCUCUCGUGGGAUGCUGCGGGAAAGUGGACUGGCUUGUCGAGAAUUGAAGGGGUUGCAGAUCUUACUCUCCGUGAUUGUGUAUACGAUAAGGAGGGCCAGCUGUUGGUUUUAGGAGCUAGCACUGGACCUGCUGGUGGGGAGGCUGAGGUUUGGACGGUGGCGUGA